AUGUCGUCUGGUGCAGAUCGCUACCUCACUGUAUUCUCAGCGGAAGGCCGCCUUUGGCAGGUGGAAUAUUCCUUCAAGGCAGUGAAGCAGGCAGAAGUUACCGCUGUUGCUGUUAAGAGCAAGAAUGCAGUCUGUGUCGCUGUCCAAAAGAAAGUUUCUGAUAAACUUAUUGAUCCAAGUACAGUAACACAUAUGUAUCGCAUUACAGAUAACGUUGGUGCAUGCCUUGUUGGCUUGCCUUCCGAUGUUAACUUUAUCGUCAUGCUUCUUCGUAGCUUUGCUAAUAAUUUCGAAUAUAAACAGGGAUUCUCAAUUCCAGUUUCAAUUCUUGCACAAAUGCUUUCAGAGCGUCACCAACUCGAAUCACAACUCGUUUACGUUAGACCAAGUGCUGUUUCAGCCAUUCUCUUUGGCUUAGAUGGCCCAUCAGAUUCAUUUGCUCUUUAUAAAAUUGAGCCUUCUGGCUAUUCUAAUGGUUUCCGUGCUGUCGCAUGCGGUGUCAAAGAAAUUGAAGCUAUGAGCGCUCUCGAAAAGAAGAUGGAAGACUUCGAGACACCAGAGGCUACCGCCGAAUUUACUCUCUCAACUCUCCAGACUGUUUGUGGUGUUGAUUUCGAAGCUCAAGACGUGGAAGUUUCUCUUUUGACAAGAGACAAUAGUAAAUUCUCCAAGCUUCCUAAUGAUAAGGUUAACGAAAUCCUCCAUGCUGUUGCUGAAAAAGAUUAA
Trichomonas vaginalis G3 is the source of this 726-nucleotide messenger RNA. Its product is annotated as threonine-type endopeptidase protein. Gene Ontology annotation, biological process: ubiquitin-dependent protein catabolic process. The transcript has a single exon. The record is from RefSeq and is a predicted model, not a curated record. The coding region runs from base 1 to 726 and encodes 241 amino acids. NCBI's taxonomy places the organism in Eukaryota, Parabasalia, Trichomonadida, Trichomonadidae. Gene Ontology annotation, cellular component: cytosol; nucleus; proteasome core complex.